Aedes albopictus (Asian tiger mosquito) is the source of this 2988-nucleotide messenger RNA. Its product is annotated as ryncolin-1. The transcript is spliced from 2 exons. The coding region runs from base 27 to 944 and encodes 305 amino acids. NCBI's taxonomy places the organism in Eukaryota, Metazoa, Arthropoda, Insecta, Diptera, Culicidae. The record is from RefSeq and is a predicted model, not a curated record.
CAGUUUCAGAACAGAAAUAAAAAAAAAUGGUUAUCAAGUUUGUCAUUGUGACUUUUGCGUUGGCUUCUUGUUGCGCGGCUAAACUGGUAGAAGACGGAGAUGAGACACCUAGUGGAAGCUGGUUUGGUUUUGAACUGCUGAUAACCCAUCUGGAAUCUAUCGAACAGAAGUUAACAAAAUUAGAUUAUCUUGAACAGAAGUUAGCAAAAUUAGAAAUUACCGAAAAGGCAAUAGAUAUUCUUGAGCGAAAAAUAACAAAAUUGGAUAUUGUGGAACAGAAGUUGUUCAACGUGGAACAGAUAAUAAUGAAUCAGGCGAAAAAUGUAUUCCAGUCAUGUUCGGAAGAACCAUCCAAAAUGUCGGGGAAAUAUCGACUUCAACCCGAUUCUAACGAACAACCGUUUGUGGGUUUUUGUGAGCAGGAAAAAUACGACGGUGGAUGGCUCGUAAUCCAACAUCGUUUCGAUGGAUCGGUCAAUUUCUACCGCGACUGGGAGGACUAUAAGAAUGGUUUCGGAAAAAUUGAUGGAGAGUUCUGGAUAGGGCUCGAAAGGCUGCACAAGUUGACGCAAAAUAAUCCUAUGACCCUGAUGGUGGAAAUCGAAGACUAUGAUGGCAAUUAUGGUUAUGCUAGGUAUGAUGAAUUUGAAAUUGGUAAUGAAGAUGAGAAGUAUGUGCUCGAACAACUAAGCGGGUAUUCAGGGUCUCUGCAAGACUCGAUGAGUGAUUCCCAGGGAUUUAUGUUUACAACUCGAGAUAGUGAUAAUAGCGAAAUCGGAAGUGACAAUUGUGCACAACAAGAACAGGGAGCUUGGUGGUAUAUGAAUUGUGGCUAUACUAAUCCAAACGGGCCAUAUCAUAAGAAAGAAGAAUGGAAGAAAAUUUACUGGUAUGGGCACAGAGCCGGAGUUGAGUUAAAGUUCUUCAGAAUGAUGAUCAAAUAAACACAAUUUAACAAAAAAUAGUACACAUUUAUCAUAAAACAUUCAUUAUAUCAAAUAAACUCUCAUUGAUUGAUAAGCAUUCAAACAAAAUUGAAGUGAUAUAUCACUGCAUAAUGCGUGUUUAACCGUCUAACAAGAAUCCCUUUCGUCGCAAAAGAAAUCCAAUUGCUUUGGCAGGCUUCUGGAUUGUAUUCACCCUAGCAACACACAUAUCACAAAGAGUCACGGCAGCACAGGUUUUGGCUCCGCAGAAGUAACCGACUGUCAACUAAGCAGCAAUAUCCAGGAACCUUGGAACCAUCGGAGCACCGAUAGCUAUGUACAUCACGAGGAGGAUCGGUUUUGAUCGGCAGCUAGUAAGUUCGUUUUGCCGGGAGAAGAUCCAUUCGACCAGCACGUGUAUGUUUUCGGGUCGUCCAAGCCCCGUGAGCAAUCCGACCAGACCCCGCAUUCUUCCUUACGGCUUAUCAUGCGCCCGUAGACGGCUACGUGACUCCGCUCUAACACACGCUCGGAAUAUCGUUAAAGCUAACCACCCGGCGCCCUCGUAAAAUGAUCGAAGAAUUCACCAUGUUCAUCCGACGGAUAACGUGGUUUUGUUGUUUCACGUUUGUUCUAAUGCUUUUGUUGAUUUUCUCAACUUUUUCUACAUAUAAGCACAGCUACACUGAAGCCAAGUUGAACCAUCCAAACAUCUAGCCAAUCAUGGUGCAAAAAGCGCAGAAACGGGGAAUUUAUCUUCUCACCAUACACUAAUUCAGCUCAUUACUACAAUCUAAUACUACACCGACUGUAAGGUAACCCUCUUUGAUUACAACACUGGUAUAGAUAAGAACCAUUCGUGUUCCUUUUGGGAGAAGGAAUCGAUGACAUUAUUGGUAGGAUCGCAGAACUUUAGGCCCAUCUGUAGGAACACGGAUUCCCCAAUAAUCCGAAAAAACCGAGUGAAACUCGAACACGUGGUAGGAGAAAACACGCGAGGUAUAGGAAACGAUAGUUCAGGUUUAGGCAGUCAGCUCUGAUGAAAAAAAGAUAGGAUGGAUUAUUUGAAAGAGGUAACUUUGUACACGAUCAGACGACGGAAAGGAGCUCGAAUGAAGAAAAAACGAACGAAUGAAUAAACUCGAGGUGGAUCCGAAAAUUAGACAGUCUUAUAACAGAUUUUGAGAAUCGUAAUGUAGUUGAGGAAUAUUCUUGUAUUCCAAAAAGGAAGCUUGGAGGUUGGUAAACGAAGUGUCCUUAUUUGAGGCACUAGCGUGCGCAGGGUUCUUGCUUAGGAGGGGGGCACUAAAAUGAUGGUGCAAUAUAUGUGUAUGAUCAUGGUGCAAAAUAGAAUCAUGGUGUUACACGCAAUAUGAAUUUUCAAGAGGGGUUUCAACAUGCUGUGGUGCUAACAUCGCCAAGUACUUAAUAUUGGGAUUCUGGAGAAGGCUUCGGAUGGUGAUGAUUUCAAUAUAAUGCGAAAAUUUAAUAUGAAGUCAUUAUCUCGACACUUAUAAAAUUUUCUAAACGUGUCAAGUACGACGGAAUAUUUCGAGAAAAUUAUCAAUUAAAAAAAAUGUGGUGGUCAAAAGAAUUCAAUCUAGGACAAUUAGUGACGCUAGAAUUGAAGUAGACAAAGUCAGAAUUUCUAGAUAGGAAAUUUCAAUCAGAAUCCUUUUUGCAAUCUACAGAGAUUCCUCCAAGGAUUCGUGCAUGAAUUCCUUCAGGAAUUCCUCCAAAAAAAAUUUCUCCAAGCUGCCUCCAGGGAAUCCUUUUAGGAAAUCCUCCACAGAUUCCCCCAGGAAUUACUCCAGGAUUUUUUUCAGGAAUUUCUGCAGGAAACCCUCCAUGGAUUCAUAAAUGAUUUUCUUCAGAAAUUUCUCAAAAAAUUCCUCCAGCAAUGCCUUUAGACACUCUUUGGCGAGCGUUCGUGCGAGACAGUCGCAACUUUUCGUUCAUCCGCUUUGUCUCCCGAUACUUUCUUGUUCGGUGGCUAUUUUCAAAGUGCUAGUGUUUCCGAGUAUAAUCAAGUUAUUAAGUGAUUAUCCCUAGUGGGACGCGU